Molecule: messenger RNA, 1242 nt
Organism: Penicillium cosmopolitanum
Lineage: Eukaryota; Fungi; Ascomycota; Eurotiomycetes; Eurotiales; Aspergillaceae
Product: WD40 repeat domain-containing protein
Exons: 3
Coding region: 1-1242 (413 amino acids)
Molecular function (GO): protein binding
Source: RefSeq, a predicted model, not a curated record
AUGGCUGAAGUAACGAGCCAAUCUCAACAAGCCGCAGCUACCCCGGUCUACAUUCUUCGCGGACAUGCGGCCCCCAUCCAUGCCCUGUACAUCUUCUCUCAGAACCUACGGCUUGUGUCGGGCGAUGCUGAUGGCUGGAUCGUCGUAUGGGAUUUAGUCACCAAACGGCCGGUGACAGUCUGGAAGGCCCACGAGGGUGCUAUUCUUGAAGCCAAGGGAUUCGCUGUUGAUGGUGGCGGAGCAGAGAUAUACACACAUGGCCGCGACCACAAGUUAUGCGUUUGGAAACUUCGAAAAGAAGACGAUAAAUUCCUUGACAAGACGCUUCCAGUCGACGUGGCGGCUUCAAAUCAACAGGACAAGGGGACUAAGCCAUGGCUGCUGCACUCUCUCCCUGUCAAUGCACUCAACUUUUGUGCCUUUUCGAUGACAUUCAUCGAUGAGCACACCCGAAAAGACAUCGACGAUGAUUCAAAACCACACGAAACAAGAAAUAACGACAUUCUAUUUGCAGUCCCCAAUGCUUUGGACUCCGGGGGCAUUGAUAUCUUCCACCUCCCCUCUGAACUUCGCCUCUGCACUAUCCGGUCAGACCCCACCAUAAAAACCGGAAUGGUCAUGAGCGUGGAAAUCUUCCUUUCCGCGUCGGGUGAUCUCUAUGUGACAUCUGCAUAUGAGGAUGGGCAUGUAAUGGCCUUUGUUCGAAGGGGCCCGCUCGACCCGGCGAGUUUUGAUCUCAAAUAUAUCUCCUCCCACCCAUGGAAUCGCCCGCACAGCCAACCUGUUCUCUCUAUCGAUGUGCCCCCCUCACGCGAUUGCUUCUUCUCUUCGUCCGCUGAUGCUCUGAUCAUCAAACAUCCUAUCCCAACGCAUUCUAUUGGUAAGAAUGGAGAAGAUCUGCCGCUGAAAACCAUCAAUUCAAAACACUCUGGUCAACAAGGGCUGCGGAUUCGUCGCGAUGGUAAAAUUUUCGCAACUGCUGGUUGGGAUAGCAGGGUAAGGGUAUACUCUGCAAAAACAAUGAAAGAACUAGCUGUUCUCAAGUGGCACAAGGAUGGCUGUUAUGCUGUUGCCUUUGGGGAAGUUGACCCUGUCCCUGAGCCAACAUCGUCCGACAAAGCAGAAGGACAAAGUUUGUCAUUGGCUACAGUUCAUAACCAACGGAAUCUCAAAGUACAACAGACACACUGGCUGGCAGUUGGUUCCAAGGAUGGAAAGGUUUCAUUAUGGGAUAUCUACUGA